This is a messenger RNA of Lachancea meyersii CBS 8951, 1086 nucleotides long. Lineage: Eukaryota; Fungi; Ascomycota; Saccharomycetes; Saccharomycetales; Saccharomycetaceae. The record is from the annotation of a GenBank genome assembly.
AUGCCCUUCGAAAAAGAGCUUUUCGUAGCCACUCAAGCGCUGAGAAAGGCAUCCCUUUUGACUAAACGCAUUCAGUCGCAGGUAGUCGCAAGUAAAGAUAGCACAAUCACCAAAGAGGACACUUCGCCUGCAACAAUAGGUGACUAUUCGGCACAAGCCAUUAUAAUCAACGCAAUUAAGGCCAAUUUCCCAGAUGACAGGAUCGUAGGUGAAGAGGAGUCUAAAGGGUUGAAUGAUUCGUUUGUCACCAAGAUUUUGGACGAGAUCAAUGCCACCAAUGUACAAUUUACGGAUAAAGUCGGAGUCACCGGCUCACACUUUGCGCAAAUGGAGUUCACCAACUCGCAAUAUCCAUUGAACACGCUCGAUGACGUCCGCAAAGUUAUAGAUUUGGGCGAUUACGAAGGAGGAUUAGGCUCCAGAUUCUGGUGUUUGGACCCCAUUGACGGCACGAAGGGGUUUUUGCGUGGUGAACAGUACGCAGUGUGUCUGGCCUUGAUCGUGGACGGCACUGUGCAGCUUGGAUGCGUCGGUUGUCCGAACUUGCAGCUUUCUCAGUACGGCGGUCAGGACUCGAAUCCUGGCCAGGCUCAGGAACUGGGUUACAUUUUCCGUGCUGUCAGAGGCCAGGGUGCCUACUUUGCGCCUACAUUGGCUGAUUUCGAAUGGGCUCCCGUCCACAGUCGCACAUUGAGCUCCACUGAUCCCAUGGUGUCUCUCGAGGGUGUCGAGAAGGGCCAUUCGGCGCAUUCCGAGCAGUCACAAGUCAAAGAGAGGCUUGGAAUCAGCCGUUCAUUGCAUUUGGACUCUCAGGUCAAAUACUGUCUGCUGGCCCUGGGUCUGGGUGACGUUUAUCUCAGACUGCCUCUUAAAAUGUCAUAUCAAGAGAAGAUCUGGGACCACGCUGCUGGAAACGUGCUGGUGCAUGAAGCGGGUGGAAUCCACACCGACAGCUUUAAAAAUGAGCCACUGGACUUCUCAAAAGGCAGAACUUUACUGUCCAAGGGUGUGAUUGCGUCCAGUGGUCCUGCAGAACUUCACGAAAAGAUAGUCAAAGCUGCAUCCGACGUGAUGGGGAGCCAGUAG